Molecule: messenger RNA, 1346 nt
Organism: Medioppia subpectinata
Lineage: Eukaryota; Metazoa; Arthropoda; Arachnida; Sarcoptiformes; Oppiidae
Source: the annotation of a GenBank genome assembly
AUGCACUUGUAUGUGUUGUCUGCAGUCGGUUCCCCCUCUCGUACAUCGUUCUCACCUCCGUCUCCAUACACUCCAACCUCUAUCCAUCACAGAGAUAUGAGAAGACACUGUCCAACUAUGACUCCAAACCCUCAUCACAAUUCUCCGAGCUCUACCAAUAUCUUUGCGGCGGCGGGUUUGGACGCGGCGGCCGCCGAACUCCACGACCUGAGCAAUAGAAAUCAGGCCAACAUUAAGCCCGACAUGUCAUCGAUGGCAUACCAUCACCACAUGAUGCAGAGUCGACAACACCAUCCCUCGGAGAUGCAUGAGUUCCUUACAGGGGAUCCCAUGUCUGGUUCGCUGCCGUCGGCGUUAGGCUUAGCGGCUCAGGCAUCAGAUGCCUCCCAUCAUCCGGGGUCGUCGUCCAGCGCUCAAUUGCACGCGCCUUCCGCUCUAUACUCCGCUCACUCGCAUCAUCACAACCCUAUGAAUGUUAAUGGUAUGAUUCCUGGUCUCCAUCAUCAUCCAAGUGCUACACAGUUAACUACUCAUCACAUGCAGAACCCAUUUCAUCAUCAUCCCCACAAUCACGGCCCACACCAUCCCCAUCAUCACAGCUCAUUCGUCGCCAGUUCUCCGCAUCACGUCUCGGCUGAUCCCUCACUACUAGACGCCGAUCCGCGAGAACUCGAGGCGUUUGCCGAGAGAUUCAAACAGAGGCGCAUCAAACUCGGUGUGACUCAAGCGGAUGUCGGCAAAGCUUUGGCCAAUUUGAAACUUCCAGGAGUCGGCUCACUCUCGCAGAGCACUAUUUGCAGGUUUGAAUCGUUGACUCUCUCGCAUAACAAUAUGGUGGCACUGAAGCCAAUACUACAGGCAUGGCUGGAGGCGGCCGAAGCUCAGGCCAGAAAGAACCGGAACAACGGUCGAGACGGCGGCGCAGACCUCUGUGUCCUGCCUUCCAGUGAUAAGAAGCGGAAGCGGACGUCAAUCGCGGCGCCGGAGAAGCGUUCACUCGAAGCGUACUUUUCAGUACAGCCGCGACCGUCGGGCGAAAAGAUCGCCGCAAUCGCCGAGAAGUUAGACCUGAAGAAGAAUGUGGUCAGAGUUUGGUUCUGCAAUCAGCGCCAGAAACAGAAGCGAAUGAAGUACUCGGCGGUGAACGGACCCGGAGGUCAACAACAGUAAGACAUUUACACAGAUUAGAGAGCGAGUGAGAGAAAGAGAGCGACUAAUUAAUGACUUUAAUAUAAAAUACUUUUUAUUAAAUAAUGCAUUAAUUUAUAAAAAUAUAAACGCGUUUCAGAAUUGAAAUGCGGAUAAAAUAGUUGUAAUACAAAACUGACCCGAAAAUAAUGUUUGCC